Molecule: messenger RNA, 350 nt
Organism: Ruditapes philippinarum (Manila clam)
Lineage: Eukaryota; Metazoa; Mollusca; Bivalvia; Venerida; Veneridae
Product: U2 small nuclear ribonucleoprotein A'-like
Biological process (GO): mRNA splicing, via spliceosome
Cellular component (GO): U2 snRNP
Molecular function (GO): protein binding; U2 snRNA binding
Source: RefSeq, a predicted model, not a curated record
ACGGCGGACGGGCGAUUAGUAUAUUCCAACAGACAUGCGCAGAAUAGAAAACUCGUGUUGCCGAAAAAUCAAAAAUACUCAUUAAAUGUUUACUUUUAUAUUUGAUUUCUUUUCAACAAAAUGGUGAAACUCACAGCAGAACUUAUUGAACAGUCCGCCCAAUACACAAAUCCUUUACGUGAUCGAGAGUUAGACCUUAGGGGGUACAAAAUUCCUGUAAUUGAAAAUUUGGGAGCUACUUUGGACCAGUUUGACACAAUAGACUUUUCUGACAAUGACAUCAGGAAGAUUGAUGGCUUCCCAUACUUACCAAGGUUGAAGACACUGAUAUUAAAUAAUAACAGAGUUGU